Messenger RNA from Zychaea mexicana, 1192 nucleotides. RefSeq names its product Chloroperoxidase. The coding region runs from base 92 to 1024 and encodes 310 amino acids. The record is from RefSeq and is a predicted model, not a curated record. The transcript has 2 exons. Gene Ontology annotation, molecular function: peroxidase activity. NCBI's taxonomy places the organism in Eukaryota, Fungi, Mucoromycota, Mucoromycetes, Mucorales, Lichtheimiaceae.
CUUUUUCCCAUUUUUUUUCGCUCGCCACGACACACACCUUCCACUUAUCUUCACACACAGCAGAUAACUUUGGGCCAAGAGUAGUUUUACAAUGGCUGAUGAUAAAAAUAAGAUACCGUCAUCCUCAGAAACACCUGUAAAAAGCAGGUCCUCUGCGCCUCCCCGAGCCAGUUCAUCCACACAGUUAAAGCAUAUGGAAGAAUGGAGAAAGGUAAUGGAGAAGCAUCCUUAUCAGCGGCCUGCACCCGACGCUUCGCGUGGUCCAUGCCCAGCCAUCAACACGCUCGCCAACCAUGGUUUCAUCAACAGAGAUGGGCGGAACGUGACACAAAAGCAGCUGUACGAAGGAGUUGUGAAGCUAGGAAUGGCGCCCCUGGCUGCACGCUAUAUCUCCAGUAUGCCAUAUUCUCAGUUUAAACAACAUCAUCCGUCCGACGGUAUAUUUUCCUAUCUCCGAGGGUAUGCCGAGACCAUCGACUUGGAACAGCUCGGAAUCCACAAUGGUAUUGAGCACGACGUCUCUCUCAGCAGAAAUGACGUGAAUCUGGCACCCUGUAGUUCUGUUCAGCUCGUCCCUGAGCGAGUCGAGCAGAUGAUCCAGAUUGCCGCAAAGCGGACACGCGCGGAGGGUGAUAAGGAUAAGCAAAAGAGCAGCCAGCAGCAACAGGAACAACGGCUGUAUAUUUCGGACAAGGAUGUGUACGAUCAUCGUAAGCUGUGUUGGCUCGAAUCAAUCCGGGAUAACCCUCAGUUGUUAAUGGGUCUGUUUCAACAGAUGGCCAUUGUAGCAGAAACUGUCGCACUUAUGAAUAUACUUGGCCGUGAUCAGGCCAUUCCGGAAGAUCAUCUUCGAUCGUUUUUCUUGGAGGAAAGGAUUCCAGAUGACUGGUACCCGCUGCAAGCUUCGUCCAUAUUCAAGACGAUGAAGCGAUCCUGGGAGGCUUUCCAAGGAGUACGCAACAGUACUGCAAUGUUGCCUCGAGAUGAAGGGGAAGGAGGGAGCUCGGGAAAAAAACAGAAAUAGCAGUGUAGUAGUAGCAUACGUAAUAUUGCAAAGUACUGUAUCCGAAUAUAGGACCUUGAUGUGAUAAUUUGAACAAGAUGUUCUCUUGUUACAGUAUACGAUUAAGCAUGUACGAAAUAUGCUCAGCGCUUAUUAAUCAUUUUUAUGUUUGUAGUCAAAAUAGUGAUA